AUGAUCACGUUAGUCAACGGAAGGAGAUACUACAUGUAUAAAGGGUAUACUUACUGCUUCGGGUUCAAAUCCCGUUGGGGUUGUCGCUGGCGCUGCACGAGCACGUCCGAGUGCAAAGCCUAUAUCAUCCUGGACAAUGACGGCAAUCUCAUCACGGUGAAAGGGGUGCACACCCACAAAUCCCACAAGUACCACUUAAUGCCUAACGGCCGAUACGUGCGGAUC
Iphiclides podalirius (scarce swallowtail) is the source of this 225-nucleotide messenger RNA. The record is from the annotation of a GenBank genome assembly. Lineage: Eukaryota; Metazoa; Arthropoda; Insecta; Lepidoptera; Papilionidae.